UUUGGACACAUACAUAUUUUAUAAUUUUAUAUAUAAUAAUAGAUAUUUGGUGUGUGUGUGUGUGUGUGUCUCUGUCUGUGUGUGUGAAUGAGUUGGAGUAGUGGUAAGGAGAGAAAAGAGAAGAGAAGAAGAGAGAGAGCCAAUUACUGACUCACUUAACAAAGAGAGGGAGAUGAAAAGGGAGCACGAGCAUCUCUGUUCAAACGCAUCGACGGCAACAUCGAGCUGCGGCGUUUGGGAGGAGGAAGAGGUGAUGGACGAGCUUCUGGCGAUGGUGGGCUACAAGGUGAGGUCAUCUGACAUGGCGGAAGUGGCGCAGAAGAUUGAACAGCUCGAAGAAGCCAUAGGAAGCGUCCAAGAUGGCAUCACGCACCUUUCAUCGGAAACCGUUCACUACAACCCUUCCGAUAUCUCAAACUGGGUCGAAACCAUGCUCUGCACUAUCGAUCCCUUACCUCCUUCCUCUGUCUUAAUCGACCAACCAAACAGGCCCUUCGAAGAUUCCUCCUCUUCCGAUUACGAUCUAAAGGUUAUUCCAGGGAAAGCAAUCUACGCUUCCAGCAGCACAGCCAGCACCGACUCUCCCGCGCCAAACCCUAAGCGUCUCAAAACAACUGAGUCAACUCGCGCGGUGGUGGUCGUUGACUCGCAGGAGAACGGGAUCCGGCUUGUGCACAGCAUCACGGCGUGCGCGGAGGCCGUCGAGAAAAACAACCUCGCCGUGGCGGAGGCGCUGGUGAAGCAGAUCGGCUUCCUCGCCGUGUCGCAGGUCGGAGCGAUGCGCAAGGUCGCCACCUACUUCGCAGAAGCGCUGGCGCGGCGAAUCUAUCGUGUUUACCCGGAGAAUCCGCUUCAGCAUUCUUUCGCCGAUAACCUUCAGAUUCACUUCUACGAGACUUGUCCUUACCUGAAGUUUGCGCACUUCACCGCGAACCAGGCCAUUCUCGAAGCGUUCCAAGGGAAGAACCGCGUCCACGUCAUCGAUUUUGGAAUCAACCAAGGGAUGCAAUGGCCGGCGUUGAUGCAGGCUCUCGCUGUUCGUCCCGGCGGUCCUCCCGCUUUCCGGCUAACCGGAAUCGGACCGCCCGCCGCCGAUAACUCCGACCACCUCCAAGAAGUUGGACGGAAGCUCGCUCAGUUGGCGGAAGCCAUUCACGUGCAGUUCGAAUACCGAAGCUUCGUCGCCAACAGCCUCGCCGAUCUCGACGCUUCCAUGCUCGAAGUCAGACCUAGCGACGCCGAGUCGGUCGCCGUUAACUCCGUUUUCGAGUUUCACAAACUUCUCGCUCGCCCAGGCGCCGUGGAGAAGGUUCUGUCGAUGGUCCGGCAGAUUCGGCCGGAGAUUCUCACUGUGGCGGAGCAGGAGGCGAACCACAACGGACCGGGUUUUCUGGAUCGGUUCACUGAGUCGCUGCACUAUUACUCGACUCUGUUCGACUCGCUAGAAGGGUCGUCGGUGAGCACGCAGGACAAGGUGAUGUCGGAGAUGUACUUAGGGAAGCAAAUCUGUAACGUGGUGGCGUGCGAGGGAUUGGAGCGCGUGGAGCGUCACGAGACGCUGAACCAGUGGCGGACCCGGUUCAGUUCGGCCGGGUUUUCUCCGGUUCAUUUAGGGUCUAACGCGUUUAAGCAAGCGAGCACGUUGUUGGCGCUGUUUGCGGGUGGGGAAGGGUAUAGGGUGGAAGAGAACAAUGGCUGUCUCAUGCUGGGUUGGCACACUAGGCCUUUGAUUGCCACAUCUGCGUGGCAACUCGCCAGCAAAUCGGUGGUUGCGCACUGAGUCAACUCGCCGAUUCGCGCACCUGCUCCUUUUUUUUUUAAUUUUAAAUUAAUUUCAAUUCAUGCCCGCCGAAAAAUGGAAAAGAAAAAAGAAAGGAAACUUGUGGGGAUGAGAGGGCAGUGUGUAAAUGCGCUAUGCUGAGCUGUGAGCACUGAUUGCAUGAGACCGAGACCCACCAUUGUCCAUUUUCCUGUCCCAACUUAUGUCUCUCUCCAACCCUUAGCUUUCUCUUUCUCUGUUAAUUUACCUAUUUUGGCUUAGGAUUUUCUCUUUUCUUUUUUGUAAACCUUGUUUUUUUUUUUUUGGCUUUCUUUUGGGUUGGGUUGGAAUCUGUUGUAAUUUUUCUGGGUUGGAAUCAAAAAGCUUAAUGUGUAUUUAUUUAUGUUUUGAUAUAAGUAGCUUGCCGGUAAUAAAUUAGAAUCUUUUAUGGUUUAAUAGAAAAAAAGAAUGUGGUAUAUGCUUGGACCGGUGAUUUUGAUGAAUGGGAUUGGUAUGAGCCAUCGUUGUCAAAUUAAGAAUGAUGGUAGCCCUCUGUCUGGGCCAUGGAGCCAGCUUUGAUAUAGAAUUGGUAUGACAGACAAGUGACCAGGAAUGGAGAAUCCGCGGCUAUCUGCAUUGCAUUAGCACGGAUAAAGAAGCUUGCCUUGUGUGGAAUACAUUCAAGAGUUGAGUGAUACACAGCAUCAAAGUGGAUGGAACUGUAACUGCAACGCUUGUGUGUGCAUAACAAAAUUACUGCAAUAUCAGCCGAAUCCUCUUUUGUGUCAGACCAAGCAGAGUCAUCAGAAAGUGAAUACUAAUAAUAAAAUAAAAU
This is a messenger RNA of Abrus precatorius (Indian licorice), 2594 nucleotides long. RefSeq names its product DELLA protein GAI1-like. The record is from RefSeq and is a predicted model, not a curated record. Gene Ontology annotation, biological process: regulation of DNA-templated transcription; hyperosmotic salinity response; regulation of seed dormancy process. The transcript has a single exon. Gene Ontology annotation, molecular function: DNA-binding transcription factor activity; sequence-specific DNA binding. Gene Ontology annotation, cellular component: nucleus. NCBI's taxonomy places the organism in Eukaryota, Viridiplantae, Streptophyta, Magnoliopsida, Fabales, Fabaceae. Bases 173 to 1780 code for a protein of 535 amino acids.